This is a messenger RNA of Yamadazyma tenuis ATCC 10573, 3047 nucleotides long. RefSeq lists its product as uncharacterized. The record is from RefSeq and is a predicted model, not a curated record. NCBI's taxonomy places the organism in Eukaryota, Fungi, Ascomycota, Pichiomycetes, Serinales, Debaryomycetaceae. Gene Ontology annotation, biological process: protein folding; RNA polymerase III assembly; RNA polymerase II core complex assembly. Gene Ontology annotation, cellular component: prefoldin complex; cytoplasm.
GAGAAACUCCAUUACAAAUCGAGUUGAGAUGGCUGACUUCAUUGAUGUGGGCUAUUUGAAGUCUCAACGAAACAUUUUGAUAUCACAGAUCGAUUUAUAUAAGGAGCUUAAAAUAGAUAUCAACAAAAAUCCCUCAGAGAAUGGAAAAGUAAUGGUUUUGAUUGGAGAUGGUUAUUUCACCGAGAAGACCGUGAGUGAGGCUGAUGAGUUUCUUGACAGGAGGAUUCAUAGUUUAAGCGACAUUGUCGAUAGGUUCAAUAUGAGCAUCAAACAUGAAAGUAACGAGUCAGAGAAACUCAAAAGUUCGUUUGUACGAGAUGACUAUGAUAAUGCCGUAAGAGAGAUGAAGUCCGAAGAGAAGCUUAACGAAGAAGGACUUCCGUUUAUGGACAUUGUGGAGGAGAUGGAUGAUAAUGGUAAUAUUAUAGGGGUAACUGUCAAUAACAAGAAACAUAAGGAUUACACUAUAAUGUCAUUAGAUCAUGAUAACUACUCUAAUUCAGCAAGCAAGAACAUUGAGGAAGAGUCAAAAACACUCCAACUGACCAUACCAGGUCUAGAAGAUGAAGAGUUUGUGGAUAUACAAGAAGAAUUAGACGAAUAUGGAAAUGUGAUUGGUGUCAAAUUGGGGAAGGUUGAUGAGUUUGAACCUUUUGAAGACAAACCUGAUAAUGAUAAUGAUGAUGGGGGUCAAAUUAAGGAGUUGCUUGAAGAUUUGGAGGUCUAUGGAACCCCAAAUGGCCAGUCUAACACACCGAAGACGAAUAAUCUAGAUAUUUCACAUGUUCUUGAUAAGAUCGAUGAGUUAGACUUGAGUGGUGAAGACAAGUUUAGGCUCAAGCUGAUUGUUCUUGAUAAGGAAAAGGCAAUUGACGAGCCUAAAAUAUCCCAAGUAGAAUCAUACAGAGAAGAUGAGGAAGAUGAAGAAGAACCACAAAACUUUGAAGAGAAAUUGCCUCAAGAUCAUAUAAUCAUAAACAAGAAAGAUUUGCUAGAGUUGGAGGUUCUUGCGGAUGAUUUCAAUGAGGGUUACGAAGAAGAAGAGGAAGAAGAAGGACUUGACGACGAUUAUGAUUUUGAGUUUGAGGAAGAUGGAUACGAUGAAAAUGAAGAUGACGAUGAUCUAGAUGAUGAAUAUGAGAGCAGUUUUUUUGGUCACUCUAAAGCAAACGAUAUGUUGUGGGGUCAAAUUAACAAGUUGAGGGAAUCCAAAGUAAAGGAGAAAAUUCCAGCUAAGUCCAAUAUUGUACUUGAAAAAUCAGGUGCAAAACAGGUUAAGAAGUCUGUGACAUUCAAUGAAGAGUUGGAUAUUUUCGAAAUUGAGAGGAUCAAGAAGGAAGACUAUGAGCAGCCAAAGCCGAUAUCUAGGUUUAAGCAAUUGAAAGAGCGUCAUAAUGAGACUUCAAACAAAGCAAAACCUAACAAUGCUGAAGGCUCAGUAAGUGAUAUUGUGGAGAGACCAGUUGGUGAUAUUGUGGAGAGACCAGUUGGUGAUAUUGUGGAGAGAUCAGUAAGUGAUAUUAUGGAGAGACCAGUUGGUGAUAUUGUGGAGAGACCAGUAAGUGAUAUUAUGGAGAGACCAGUUGGUGAUAUUGUGGAGAGACUGCGAGACAAUAUGGAGUUACCCAAUUACACUGUUACAGAUAAUUCGAAUGAACUAGCAAGAGAUAUCAAAAGCAGGCAGCCCAGAGUGUCUCGAUUCAAGAAAGACAAAGAAAGUGUCAAAAUCGAGAAUCCCAAAUCCACCAAGGAACUUGUGCACAACCUUACAUCCACAAAUAUACAGGUGACUGACAUUGUGGAACAGCCUAUGAACGAAAUUUUUGAAACCUCUGCUGACGUCUCAGUCCAAAAUGAAUCAGAAAGAGAACUCCUCAGAAUGAUUCAGGAAUACAGCCAAGAGAAUGAUGAAAUCGAGGGCCCUGUGAUCACCAACUUGAGUGACAUACAAAAGUUAAACGAGAUGCACGAUCGUUUGGAUGUCGACAGCUACGAGAUCCCUCAUGACCACGAUCAUGAACAUGAUCAUGAUAGCCACUCACCCGAGAGAGUAUCCAACGACAUUCCUAUUACCGAAAAGGACACCAACACAACCGGUGAUUUGAUAGAAGUCAUGGAAAAUGACCAGGUAGAUUUCGAAGUGAGAAGCGAGUACUUUCGUUUCAAAGACCAACUCAAGGCGAAGAGCAGUUCUGAUCGAGAGAUUGAACCUUUGGUGAAACAGAGUCGGUUUAAGCAACGGUUACACCAGUGAUUGUGGGCGUAUUUUCAUCACCGUAACACAAAACUUCAACCCAAAAUUAAUUUACACCAGUAUACGAACCGUACUAGUCAGUGAAGUAAACAUAUAGUCGUCCAUAUACACAACUAUCCCUAAUAUAGAAGGUUGGCAACUAUGCUACAUUCAGAAUAAAACUCCGGAUUCCGUUUUCGAGCAAACACUGCCCCAAGCAAACACUUCCCCAGGAAAACACUGCCCCAAGCAAAUAAUUAAUCAAGCAUAAUUUAUAACCCCACAAUUCAGUAUUCAGCUUGUGGCAACAGCGGAGACACAAAAGGUAAACAUGGGGUCGGGCAAUAAUUGCAGAAUUUUAAUUGGACGGAAACUCCGAAUUAACCGGUUAGGGGUCAGGAGUUAAGCAUCACCCACAACCCGGCAGUAAGCUCAUGGGCCCAUGAUUCAUAUAAAAAAAUGAACCAUAGAUAGCAAUAUAUUAACUGUCACAGAAACGCUAGCAGAAAUUUGCAGCCACGGAUAAAUUUGUUUAUCUUCCCCUCCAGCCAAACCAGUGUAGCCAGUGUUGGAUCCUUCUCAUAUCUUCCCCUCCGAGACUCGGAAACAUUUGGGAAGUUUGGGAAUAUGCGACUGUGUACAGGAACGGAGUUUAAUGUCGCGCACUGGAGUGAGUUGAUGAGCUAGAAGGUUGCUUACUGAAGGUAAGAAUUGGGACGGGGUAUGACGUACAAGAGGAAAACUCAAAUGACAGGAUAGGGGACCAUGCAACAUACCCAUUGAUAUUUUUGGAGACAUUUUCCAGGUGAACUCG